Drosophila biarmipes is the source of this 1587-nucleotide messenger RNA. RefSeq lists its product as uncharacterized. Gene Ontology annotation, biological process: mitochondrial seryl-tRNA aminoacylation. The transcript has a single exon. Lineage: Eukaryota; Metazoa; Arthropoda; Insecta; Diptera; Drosophilidae. The record is from RefSeq and is a predicted model, not a curated record. Gene Ontology annotation, cellular component: mitochondrion. Gene Ontology annotation, molecular function: ATP binding; serine-tRNA ligase activity; tRNA binding. The coding region runs from base 155 to 1411 and encodes 418 amino acids.
ACGAAAUGUUACGUUAAAAGUUUGUUAUGUGCGGGCCUGCUUAGUUAUUAUCAAAUUGUGCGCAAAAACAUUGAAUGUUUUUCGCUGGAAAGUGACUGAAACCGCACCGCCACCCGCGAUCUCCGGCGUGCCCCGAAGAGGAGCGUUAAUUGACAUGAAAUUGCUGACCAAUUCCCGGCUUCUGCGGCCGCUGCUGCUGCUGCGCCGCCAAAGGUCGCAUGACGCAAAGGCGGCGGAGGCGCCGAAACCACCACGACCGGUUCCAACCAGUGCCCAACUGGACGAGCUGGAGCGGAAUGUGGUUAGGCGGCACCACAAGAACAACGUGCCGCUGAUUCGCUCCCUCAUCCAGGCGGCGGAGGCUGGAGAUCAGGACAAGCUGAGACAGCUGGAUGCUGAACUGGAGCAACUGCCCAAUGCAACGCAUCCUCGCCUGCAGGACUACGGCGAGGAGUCGCGGGAACUGGCGCAGUAUGUGCACCGGGAGCUGCCACCCCAGGCCAGUCUCAAGGAGUUCUCGGAACUGGCCCGUGCCCUUAAUCUCUAUCGCAUGGACCACCUGGGCAACUACACGGGGCACAAGAGCUACUAUCUGACGGGCCAACUGGCCACCUUGGAGCAGGCCAUCAUACAGUAUGCCCUGCAGGCAGUCACUGACCACGGCUUCAAACUGAUCUCCGUGCCCGACAUCCUGCCCAGGGAGGUCAUCGAGUCCUGUGGCAUGCGAACCGAGGGCGAACGCACCCAGGUCUACAAACUGGACAACGGCGAGUGCCUGUCGGGCACCUCGGAAAUGGCACUGGCCGGAUUCUUUGCGAAUAAGCUACUGACGGAGGAUCAGCUGCCUCUCAAGGUAACAGCCGUAAGUCGCUGCUAUCGAGCGGAAACCUCUGGGCUGCAGGAGGAGAAGGGCAUUUAUCGGGUGCACCAGUUCACCAAGGUGGAGAUGUUCGCCAUUUGCACGGAGCAACAGUCGGAGGCCGAGCUGGAGGAGUUCAAGAACAUUGAGGUGGAUCUUUUCCGACGACUGGGCCUUAACUUCCGACUCCUGGACAUGCCACCGUGCGAACUGGGUGCUCCUGCGUACCAGAAGUACGACAUCGAGGCCUGGAUGCCCGGUCGCCAGAUGUGGGGCGAGAUCUCCAGCUGCAGCAACUGUACGGACUACCAGGCCAGACGGCUGGGCAUCAGAUACCGUCGCUCCAGUGGCGGGCAGAUCUUAAACGCCCACACUAUCAACGGAACGGCGACGGCCAUUCCGCGUCUUCUGAUUGCCCUGCUGGAAUCUAAUCAGCGCGGAGAUGCCGUCGAGAUACCCGCCGUGCUGAGACCCUUCAUGGACGGCCAGGAGCUGAUCACGCGGAACAAACGGAUUCCGGAGACGAAGCUGGUCAAGUUCAUCAAGGCCUAGGCUAACCACAUUCUGUACCUUUGACUGUUAUCAUUAAAGCGCUGAGCCAUCGUUAUCAACGCGAGCUGGGGAAUAUUUUGAAGCACUCCCCUUAGCUGAUAUCUGACAGAUCAGGGUAUCACAACCUGCGCCUAAUCACGCUCGUUAAUCAUCGCGAUUGGCUAUUGAAUUACAAA